AUAUUGUUUAAUCUUAACACAAAAUUCACUAGCAACUAUAUUAUAUUUACACAUUGUUUCUAUGACUACUCCCUUAUAGUACAUUUGAUUUUAAAAGUCAAUCAGAAAAAAGAAAAAACAGCAAAACAAAAAGUCAUUUUAUUUUACUUAUCAAUAAAGUUCAUCAACAUUUACUCUUUUUUUUUUACCUGUACAUUCCAUUUUAAUGUUAUUUUAAUAAUACAAAACAAAACAAACCAAAACAAACUAAAACACAAAUUUAUAUUCAUUCAAUCAAUGUUUAUGAAAGAAGUUUUAUUUCAUUGUUUCAUUAAUAAAUUUAAACAAAUUCAACAAUAUUCAAUGUUUCUAUAUCUAUAUCUAUUUGUGCUCAUUAUUCAAUUUUAUAUCUCUAAUAUAAAUGGACAAAAUAUAUUAAAAUAUGAACCAACUAUUAAAUGGAAAACUAAUAAACAAUUAAUCAAUAAUAAUGAUAAUAAUGAAUAUUAUGCAACAGAAAUUGUGAAAAAAUCAAAAAUCAUUCAAUUACCAAUGGAACAAAAUAUUCUAGAAAAUUCUAAAACAUUUGAUUGGUUUAAAAAGAGAUCAAUGAAAAAAAUAUAUAAAACAAAUCAUAAUAAUAAUAAAGAAAUAGGGAAUAUAAAUAUCACGCAAACAAUAAAGCUUGAACGGAAUAACAAUAAUAAUGUUAUUAAUCAUAAAUUAGACCAUCAGAGUUCAGAACAAAGAUUACGGAAUGUAAGUUAUCAGAAUAGAAGUGUUUCGCAUUUGCACAUUAAUACUGAUACUACAAAUGAUCCAUCUAUAUUUAUUAAUGUCAGUAAACUACUUGAACGAGAAAAACGUCAUGUUCCUUCAGUGGCACAUUAUAUUCUUUCACCGUUAGUAGCGAAUCGAAAGAAAGAUCCUUAUAAUUAUGUCUCAUUGACAUCGUCAUCAUCUUCAACAUCAUCCUUACCAUUAACUUAUGGAUCACAGAAUUCACGAAAAGAAAAGUCAACUAAAUUUGGAACAUCAGUAAGACCUAGAAAGCUGACAAGUCAAUCAUUUAUCGCAUACAAUGUUGAAAAUGAUAUUUUUAACUUUGUAUUUCAAUUUGUACGAUAUAAUCGAACUUCAGUAGAUUUGAUUACGGCAUUCAAUUUGAUACGUGAAUGGGAACGUUUCAAAUUAGUACAACAAGUACAAAUUCAAAGAGAGCAAAAAUUAAAAAUGUUACGUCAUAAACAAGAGCAUAGACGUCUUGAUGAAUAUCAUCGUUAUCUACGGCAUUUUUCAACGAUGCUUACCAAUGAAAAAGCGAAACAAUUUAAAAAAGCACAAAAUUUUUAUGACUUCAAAAAAAUUAUCAUUGGUACUAAAGGUGUUAAAACAGAUUUAAAAAGUAAUAGUAUUAAUAAUAAAGGGGAAUAUAAUGAAAAGACAAUAGAACGACAAAAAAUUCAAGAAUCAUUAUCAUCUUCAAAUUUAAAUGAUAUACAAUUUUCUGGUGGAAUUGGUGGAGGAAUAUUUGCGGAUAGUUUACGACUACGAAAGAUAAGUAAUCGUGAAGGUCGUGCAAUUGUACCUGAAAGUAGUAAUAAUAAUAAACAAAGUCCAUUGAAAAUAAAUUUAGCAACAGAAUUUUCACAUAUUUUGAGUAAAACUAAUGAACAAUUAUCAAAAGAUUUACAAUCUGAUGAAGUGAAAAUCGAUUCUGGGGGAUAUCCCAAUGAAGAGUUAUAUUCAGAAGAUGAAUUAAGACGAGCUUUUGAAAAUUAUCAAGAAUUCAAAAUGAUAUCUUGUCAACCACAGAAUCGAACAUUAUGUACAGAAGCACUUCUUCGUCUUAAUCAUGAUCACCAGCAACAACACCAAGAACCAAAUCAUGACCAUCAUCAUCAUCAUACAGCUCUUAUCAUACCACGUGGUAUACACAUUCAAAGAUGUGGUCAACAAGAAAUUUCACGUUGUAAUCAUUAUACAAAUUCAUUUUCAAAUUAUGAUGAAGAAUAUGAUUAUGAGCGAUCAGAAUUCACACCGCUUUCAUCAUCAUCUAAUAGUCAUGUAAAUUAUGAUGACCAAUAUUUAGAUAUAUUAAAUGAUCGAAAUCAGUAUACAUCUUGUAAUUGUGAAACACUUGAAGAAGAAUGUUUACCUAUAAAGGUUUCAUUAAAAACAUUUGCAGUUGCUGUGAUGCAAAUUGUACCGUUUGGAAAUUUCACUCAUUCAACCGAACUGAUUGCAUUAACAAAUCAUUUACAGUGUGGAUGUCAACCACGCUGCAGUAAUCGACUAUGUAUUGCUCCACUGAAAUUUAUUAUGCACACAUUUUCAGAUUGUGCAUGUGUAUGUCAACCGAAUGAUAAACGAUGUUUUGAAUUGUUGGAAGGGAAACGUCAAUUCACAGCUGAAGAAAUCCCAUUACCACUGAAUGGUUCUUACAUCUUACCACCUUGUCGUUAUGGUGUAAUGGAUGAUUUACACUUAUAUCAUAGACAUUGCCCCGGACCAACUAGAAAUACGCUUCCAAUUAAAUAAUUUGAUAACAUAAAAUGAAACUAAGGGGAAACUUAGUUCUCUCACCUACCACUAGCCAGGUGUCAAAUAGUUUAACAAUUAUAUAUGGUUUUUAGUAAAUAAACCACGGAAAUGGAGUAUAACUAGGCAAAAUCGUGCAAUCUAUCAUAUUCUUUUUCAGUUGUCUUCUGUAUUUUCAUUGAUCUUACAGUUACCACUCUGAUUUAUACAUGCAUACAUACAUACAAAUUAGACAUCAAUACAAACAUACGAUAUCCGUCAUUGUCUCUAUUGUAAAUCGAAAACUUUGCUUAACCAUAAAAAUCUCAAUCACUUUUUAAAUGUAUAUAGUAUCAAUUAUCUAUAUUCUAUUGAAUGAAUUUCUGAUAACUAAAUUUAUUUCUAGUAUACUCUCGUUGGGACUAUCCGCGAUAUGAAAGAUAAAGAGUUAUUUAUACUGUCUUAUCUGUGUAAUCGUUAUAAAACUCAUGAUAUGAAAAUGAAGUUGUAGAAUGUGACUAGUUCAAUGGGUUGUCUUAACAAUACUAGGUUCAUUAUAUUUUAUUACUUAGUAUCAAUUAGAUAUUUGGAACUGAAGUCAACGAAAUCUACUUAUUCACUAAGUUAUAUAAUAAACUGGAAACAUUGUAAGAAUAUGAUAUAUACUUAUAUACAAAAAUAAUAUUUACAGUUAUAACCAACAAAAGUUGUUGAAAUGGAUAUGACAUAUACAUUAGUAAGAUGCAGUGUGUUAUCGUUUGAGAAUAGCAAUGAUGUAGUAUAGCAUAAUGAACACAAAAAAAGAAGAAAAUACUGUCAUUUAAUGUCUUGUUUGGCUAACAAUGAUAAUAAUGUACAAAAUUGUUAAUGACCACCC
This is a messenger RNA of Schistosoma margrebowiei, 3376 nucleotides long. NCBI's taxonomy places the organism in Eukaryota, Metazoa, Platyhelminthes, Trematoda, Strigeidida, Schistosomatidae. The record is from the annotation of a GenBank genome assembly.